Molecule: messenger RNA, 5478 nt
Organism: Mugil cephalus (flathead mullet)
Lineage: Eukaryota; Metazoa; Chordata; Actinopteri; Mugiliformes; Mugilidae
Gene: zer1
Product: zyg-11 related, cell cycle regulator
Exons: 17
Coding region: 287-2641 (784 amino acids)
Cellular component (GO): Cul2-RING ubiquitin ligase complex
Molecular function (GO): protein binding
Source: RefSeq, a predicted model, not a curated record
UAGGAGGAGUAGUGGAACUAGAAAGAGGAGGAGUCUGUUUGUUGACAUCGGGUAAAUACGAAAAUCAGAUGAGUGAAGACUGGGGAUAAUACAUUCAUUUUUCGCCGUCAUCUAUACACAUAGCCUUGGCGGAAGCUAAGGCUUCUGUGUUGCAGAGGAUCCGGCAUUAACGUGCACACCCCGUCACAGAAGGUGCGCAGACCUUGCAGUGUCGCUGACGCCUCACCCCCCAAAUGUCCCCUGCACUGCUUUGGUUUUGAUUUGAGCCAGAGAAGAGGAGGCUAACAUGGCAACCAAAGCAGGUGACAACCCUGACAGCCUCAUGACUCUGGCAACAGUCUUCUGCCUGAGGAAUCUAAGGAAGACCAUGUGUUACCAAGGAUUGAGGGACAAGCUUUUCCUGCGCUCUGAUAUCUUCCUUCCAAGUGAAAUUUGUGACAAGUUGGUGAACACAUAUAUGGAGUUGGUCCACACAGACAGUAACUUUGAACCAGAGGAGGGCUUCUUCCAACUAUUUUCUGACCCUCGAAGCACCAGACUGACCAGGGUACAGCUGAGAGAAGACUUUGUUCGUGACAGAGAUUUGGAUGCUAUAAAAAAACAGGACCUGAUUGAGCUCCACCUCACCUACUGCAACAGCUUGUCAUCCCGCAGUUUAAAAACACUGACAUGCUUCCGUGAGACCUUGGUUUCCCUUUGUCUCUUUGGAUGCAGCCACAUCUUCUACAGGAAGGGUGGUGCCCCUCUUGCCUGUAACGAAGACUCAGAAGAUGAGGAGGAGGAGAGUCCUGCUUCUCGGCAAGCAAUAGAGACCGACUUUAAUUUCCAGGGAUUCAACCGCCUCAGGUUGCUCAACUUGGGUGGACUACCUGAUGAGGUGGAUGCUGAGGCCUUGCUCAAACCCCUUAAGUCACUCACCUCAUUAGAUCUGUCUCAUGUACAGUUGCUGGGAGCAGCUUUUCUCACUCAGUGGAAAGACAGACUGGCCUCUAUCGUUCUUUACAAUGUGGACCUGUCAGAAGAGUUGGUCAACACUAUGGUGGAGCUGGUUAAUCUCAGGCAUCUUGAUAUCUCACGAGAGAGCAGGCGGACCUCAAAGUUUAAGAUGACCAGGAAAAUCCUGACAGCCAUUGUACAACGUCUGGUCAGUCUGGUUUCACUGGACAUUUCGGGUCACAUUAUGCUGGACAACUGCACUGUUCCUCACUUUGAAGAAGCUAUGGGGCGCCCAAGCAUUGAACCAUGCAAGAGUAGCAUCUACCCUUUCCAGGAGCUGAAGAGGCCCCUGCAGUUUCUGGGCUUGUAUGACACCACCCUCUGUAAUGUGACACACAUUCCUGCUUAUAAGGUGACUGGGUCAAAGAAUGAAGACCAGGUCUUGAAUGCCAUUGAGGCUUACACAGAGUUUCGUCCUGAGCUGGCCCACAGAGCCAUCAAUCAGCUCUUUGAUAUCGCCAGGAUACAACAUUGCAGCCAGUUACUCCGAGCUUUACAACUUGUCAUUGCAGCUCUGAAGUGCCAUAAAUAUGAUAAGAGCAUUCAGGUAACGGGCAGUGCUGCUCUUUUCUACCUGACCAACACAGAGUACCGCAACGACCAGAGUGUGCGUUUGCGCCGAGAGGUCGUCCAAGUUGUACUAAAUGGAAUGGAGCAGUACCAGGAGGUCACUGUCCAAAGGAACUGCUGCUUGACUUUGUGUAACUUCAGUAUUCCAGAAGAGCUGGAGUUCCAAUACAGUCGAGUCAACCAGCUACUGCUGAAAAUCCUGGAGCCAGCCCGUCAAGAUGAGUCCAUCCAAAGAAUCGCAGUUCAUCUCUGUAAUGCUUUGGUCUGCCAGGUGGAUAACCAUCACAAGGAAGCGGUGGGAAAGAUGGGAUUUGUCAAGACAAUGCUGAAUUUAAUUCAGAAGAAACUACAUGACAGAAUGUGUGACCAAGUAAUGGAGUUUUCCUGGAGUGCUCUGUGGAACAUUACUGAUGAAACGCCUGACAACUGUCAAAUGUUCCUCAACUGUCGGGGCAUGAGUCUUUUUCUGGAGUGUCUACAGGAAUUUCCAGACAAGCAGGAGCUUCACCGCAACAUGUUGGGCCUUUUGGGAAAUGUUGCCGAAGUCAGAGCCCUGAGAUCGCAGCUACUUACUCCACAGUUCAUCACUGUAUUCAGUAACCUGCUGGACAGUAAGGCAGAUGGAAUUGAGGUGUCGUACAACGCAUGUGGGGUCCUUUCACACAUCAUGUUUGAUGGACCAGAGGUUUGGUCCAUGGAGGAGCCUCGAAGAGAGAAGGUGAUGGAGAAGAUGUGGGACGCCAUCCAGAGCUGGGAUGUCAGCUCACGCCGAAACAUCAACUACAGGUCUUUUGAGCCCAUCUUGCGACUGCUGCCCCAGAACAUCUCUCCUGUCAGUCAGCACUGGGCCACAUGGGCUCUCUACAACUUGGUGUCAGUUUACCCAAGCAAGUAUUGUCCCUUGCUGAUAAAGGAAGGAGGAAUAAGUCUUCUGGAGAAAGUUCUGGAGCUGGAAAGCUCCCAUCCAGAUACUAAGGACAUGGCCAGGAAGGUAAUGGAGCAGUGUGAAACCUUUAAAGAAGACCCAAUGGAAACCAAUCAUGGACAGGAAGUAAACUAUGGACAAAGAGGUUGAUAUCACUGGAGCUGUGAUUCCCAGCUGUCAUCAAGCAAACCAACACAAGGCCCUUUGUACUGUCAACACCACAAGGAUCAAUUGUGUGCAUCAUUCUUAUUGUUAUCAUUCUUAUUUUGUAGAGCAGAACAGUGUCUCUGACCAUAUUUGCAGCAGUUUGAAAAUGUCCUUAAUAUAUGACCCAUAGGAGUUAAGGUGUGGUGCAUGGUGUUUUAUUGUGAGGGUGCUUACCUUUGCUGCACAUAAGCACAUCUUCUGUUGGGAUGGGUUUUGUGGGGUCGGGUGGCUCUUAUCUCUUUGUAUCAAUGAUGAUGAUGAUGGUGAUGGUGAUGAUGGUGGUGGCGGUGGUGGUGGUGAUGAUGAUGGUGUGUGUGUGUGUGUGUGUGUGUGUGUGUGUCAAAGAUUUAGCAACAGAACAAAAGGGCUGGAGUGAUGGUGAGUUUACGGAAACAAAUGCCCCUCCUCAGCUCCCCAACUCACUACCCGUAACUGUGUAGUAUUGAACAAAAGGCAAUGCAGUGCCCUAGACCACCAUCAUAGGUCUCAGCUCUCAAUUUGCCAUCCUUCACUUGUUCAUGGUUGUGGAGGCUUCAGAGCCCUGGCCACAUAUACAGUGAAUAUUAGCCAUUGUGUGCAUAGGCUACAGAGAAGCAUCAUAGUGAUGUGGAGGGGAGCGAAGUCUUCCCAUAUCUUGUAGCACAAUAGUGGACUUUUUCUGUUAAAUAUGUAAAUAUUAUCUGUCUCUCUCAUCCUUUUACUGUGUGUAUGUUUUAUAACUGUAAACACCCAUAACUUUACUCUGUAUUUAAAUUGUUUAGGUUUGACUGGAGAGUCGUCAGUGAUAAGAAAUUAGAAACAGAAUACCCAGCCAAUCAAAUGUAGUCUAGAAAUCCUGGAUACUUCGUUCUUUAAAGGAUAUGCAGUUCAGCCUUGCUUCUGUAUUAAUUAUUUAGCACCUAUGGAGUAUUCUUACUUGAGGCAGUGAAGAACUUUAAAAGUGAGAGGAGUUAAAUCACCCAAAGAAAUAUACACUCUAUAGCCAAAUAUAUGGGGGCAUUACAGGCCCCCACAGACAAAUUCAGGGCCAUCCAAAGAGUUGGUAUUCUUAGUUUAUUGUGGUGCAAUUAGAUGGGACUACACAGAGUUGUGUUCAAACAGCCAUGUGAAAUACAUUUUAGUUGAAAUGGAAUGGCACAAAACUAUGAGCCAGACCUUUUAUUCGAGGUCAUUGUUUGAGUUCAGGAAUAUUCUUGUCACUCAAUAGAAGCAAUGUCGGCUUCAUUUGUUGGAAAGAUUGAAACCGGAAGAAUAGAACCUGAAGUUUGAUGCCUGUGGUUUUGUUCAGCCAUCACAUAUGGGUAUAAUGUUCAAAGAUUACACUGCACUCCGAGAACACUACUCACAGACCACCUGCUAAUAUUGUUUUGGUAUAUUGUUAGGUUUAAUGCCUGGAAGGGCUAAUGAAGCCUUGGAUCACUACCCUGGUUAUCUAAUUUCUUGCUGACUCUAUAUAUUUCCAGAUUUUUGUGUUUCAGCCUUUCAGCCCCAACUGAAUCAAUUGGAAUGCUUUUCACAAAUGCAGCAUAGUACUUGCUAACAUCUCAAAAUUACCUCCAAAAUAUUUAUUUAGAUGUCAAUAUGCUUGGCACUUUUCCAUCAUGGUGCCCUUGAUACUACAUGUUGAUUGGCUGUGGAAGGUCUGUUUACUACCACAAGAGAAGACAGGAUUUCACAGUGUCAUGGCUCAACGGUGCUUCCUGUGCUUCAGUUGUGAUGCCAGAUAAUAAAGGAGACAAUACUGAAAAAAAAAAUUGUCCUUUAACGACCCAUGUUGCUUAUCAAUGUUUACUCAUUGGUCAACUUGCUGUUAAAGUAACUGCUUCACUUAAUUAUGCUUUUAUUUUGAAAAGCUGUUCGGAGAAAAAUAAAACUGGUGCUUUAAAAUGCAUGUUUAAUGUUGACACUUGGUUGAUCUGGUCAUGAAGUAGUGCCUGGCUCUCAGAUGGUUUAGUCACUACAAAGGAGGGAAGGUGAGGUGACUGUGAAUUUUACUUUGGACAGAGGAAUCCAAUUUGAUCCCCACCUCUGUUGAACAGAUUUCAUUUCUAGCUUUCUCACCCCUUAACCUCACUUUGACCAGCAACUGAAGUCAUUCCCUUGAAUAUGCUGUUGUGUAUUUAAAGGCAGUCUGUGGAGUUUCCUCUCAUUUCUCACAAAAUCAUCAAAUGUUUUUUUUUUCUUCUAUUUUUCCCAAUUGCUGGUUUCUCUUCUUUUGGCAACCAACUCUUGUUAAGAGGAAUAACAAAAAUUGUGUCUGCACAAAUAUUUAAAUUUAAAUCUUCUGAAUUGCUCUUGUAUGCAGAUGGUUUUUAUGUGGAAAAAAGAAACAGGGCCUUGUUGUUCAAAACAACUAGUGUUCCACACUAGUGGUUAAAAGCUCCACAGAUGACUCUUUCCUUCAGUGGCAUUUUUCCAUAAAUGAUUUUGAGAUCUUUUGUCCAUCAAAGACAUCAGAACCACACAUCAUCAUCUUAGCAGUGUGAAUGGGGAACACUGCUUUAAUUCUUGGGUAGAUUAUUUCCUAAGACAUCGAAAUACACAGAAUUUUGCUGCAAUAGUUUAAACUAUUUUGAUUUAAUAAUUUAAUGAAUGUUUCCCAGUUGAUUUGAUUCCCACUGAUUUCCAGGAGAGUGACAUAUAAAUAAGACCAGCAGAGUGGGUAUUGUUUCUGUAUGCAGUGAUUAAGAGUUUCCAUUAUAAACUUAAAGAUAAUUCCUGUUAUGUAAAUCUGGUAUUGAUCUUAUUUGCCCAUUAAAGAUCCAGUGUGUAAGAAGGGG